AUGGCGAAACUAUCGAAAGCCGAAAAGAAGAAGUUGUACUUCGAAAAACUCACAAACCUCGUGAAGACGUACCCUAAAAUUUUAAUAGUGAGCGUGGACCAUGUGGGAUCGAGGCAGAUGGCGUCAGUACGCCACUCACUCAGAGGCAUGGCCACCAUACUUAUGGGUAAAAACACAGUCAUCAGGACGGCGCUCCAGAAAAACUUCCCGGACUCGCCGGACGUGGAGAAGGUUUCGCAGUGUAUGAAGCUCAACACAGGCUUUGUGUUCUGCGAAGCAGACCCGAUGGAAGUGCGCGAGGUGAUUCUGAACAACAGAGUGCCAGCACCAGCACGCCAAGGCGUAAUCGCUCCCUCUGAUGUGUAUAUACCCGCAGGCUCAACAGGCCUCGACCCGUCGCAGACGUCGUUCUUCCAGGCUCUGGGAAUAUCGACGAAGAUCGUCAAAGGUCAGAUUGAAAUACAGAACGAAGUGCACCUGAUCAAGAAGGACGACAAAGUGACGGCCUCAGGAGCAACGCUGCUCCAGAAGCUCAACAUUAAGCCCUUCUCAUACGGUCUGAAGGUGGAAAAAAUUUACGACAGCGGCGCAAUAUCAGACGCAAGCGUCCUCGACGUGACUGACGACGAGAUCCUGGACGUGAUGCACCUGGGAGUCAGCUACGCUAACGCAAUGGCUCGCCAGCUGGGAUACCCGACGGUGCUCUCAGUAGACCACUCGAUGCUCGAGGGCUUCAAAAACUGCAUGGCGCUGGUCGUGGACUCGGACUACGUCUUCCCGCAAAUGGAGGCUCUGAAGAACUUUUUAGAGAACCCAGAAGCAGCUCUGGCAGCAACUGCAACUGUGACCACAUCAUCAAGCGCUGCAGCAGCUGAAGUGAAACAGGAGGAGCCGGAGGAAGAGGAGGAAGACGAAGACAUGGGAUUUUCUCUGUUCGACUAA
Molecule: messenger RNA, 942 nt
Organism: Theileria orientalis strain Shintoku
Lineage: Eukaryota; Apicomplexa; Aconoidasida; Piroplasmida; Theileriidae
Product: 60S acidic ribosomal protein P0
Exons: 1
Coding region: 1-942 (313 amino acids)
Biological process (GO): ribosomal large subunit assembly; cytoplasmic translation; ribosome biogenesis
Cellular component (GO): cytosolic large ribosomal subunit
Molecular function (GO): large ribosomal subunit rRNA binding; structural constituent of ribosome
Source: RefSeq, a predicted model, not a curated record